AUGACGUUAAAACACUUCCUGGUUGACACAAAACCUCAUGUGUGGAUCUGCUGUUUUAAAUGUCUUUGUUUGGGUGCAGCUAUACGUUAUUAUACGACAUUAGCAUUAUUUGGUUUAUACUCUUUUAGUUACAAUGCAUUAAGUGGAUUUAUUUCUUGUCCAUGAAGACUUCCAACAUUUUGACUGCGUUGUUUUGAAUAAUAUACACAAUGACCAGAGCAAGUACUUAUUUGAAUUGGACAACAAACCGUCCAGGCUAUGUGGAGAAAGCCUCGCGGUAUGUGAAGUCCUCCAUGGGCCAGGGCAGAGAUGAUGAAGUACCUGAGGGACCUGCUGGAGCAGAUAGUGACUCUGGAGACAGCCUGUUCAUAACUCAGAAGCCAGUACCUGAGGCCCUGAGGACAGGAGUACGUACUCGCUACAGCCAGUGGGCAAAACCCUUAUCUCCCAGAGACUUACACGAAAGCGAAGAAAACAAAGAAUCGUCAGAUUCCGACGAUGGAGAAUCCCAAUCUGGCAAGGUGCAGAGAAGAAAGAAAAACGUGUUGCCAAAAUUCAGUUUCCCUUUCCUCAAAGAGAAGAAGCCUGAGCUGUUACCUGUACACAACAAACGCCUUCAUAGUUAUUUGGUGGGAGGCUUCUUUGAAUGUGUCAGACUUCUGAGGCAGGGCUGUCAAACAAAAAAGGAUGUGGAGUCAUCUUUACCAACUGUUGACAUGGAUGGGGAGCACAUAUCUCCAUUGUCAGAAGAUGACGGAGAAAAGGUGGAUGAGGCAGACAUCAAAGUGGUGGAGAGGAAACUAUUUGUGGUGCCCUCGAAAUCGAGGAGAAAAAAGAAAAGUUCUGCGGCAGAAGAUGUCAGGCAGGAAAAAGCAAAUGAAAGCUUUGAAACUGACGUGAGAGCAGAGCAUUCUUUGGCGUCAGUGAUCUGUAAGAUGGAGGACAAGCGUAAGAAGAAGAAGAUAAAGAAAAGGGUUGAGGACUUUGAGCAGUUAGAAACAGUUACUGAACCUCCAAAUGCUGAUGCUGAGACACGGAAGAAGAAAAAGGAAAAAAGGAAAAAACAAGAAGGGAUUGCAACUACAAAGGAAUGUGAAGAAGAGGAGGCAUCAAAUCGCACUUUAGAUUUGCCGCCAAUGUCACCAGAAAACUUAGAGGGAUUGGAAAUCUGUUCAGAAAAUGCUGCAGACUCUCAGGAAACAUUAGAAUCCAGUUGUGUUAAAAAGAAAAAGUACAAAAAGAAGCGAGUGUCAUGUUCUAAAGAAGCUACUCAAGGGUUAGAUAUCUCUUGCGGAAAUGGAAAUGAAAAGGUUGAUAAUACCCAAAAAACAAAGGAGGGCCUUGAAGACCAAAAUGCUAAUCUGACGGAAAAAAUGAAGAAGAAAAGGAAGGAAAUAUUAAGCAGCAAUUUAUCUGAAGACAACUCGCCGCAAAGCAAUGAUUUAGUGUCUGUGCAGGAAAAGGAAGAGAAAAGGACCUCAUCCUUCCGUGUUGCUGAUGCAGAAGAUAAUGAUGCUCAGACACCCGUGGAACUAAAUGACAACGGGGUUAGGAAAAAGAGAAAGCUGUCAGCAGCGCAGGACAGUGUUGAAAUAAAUCCUGAGCAGGGUUUUGAGGAACCCAACACGGGGGUGAAAAGGAAGAAGAAAGAAACGGGAAAUGAAACCGAGUCGGUAACCCCCGCGCAAACUUUGAAAAGUGCAGGUGAUGUGGAAUUUUCUCCAACUGAUGAGACUGUGGUGUUGAAAAAGAAAAAGAAGAAAAAGUCUAAAGUUGAGCCAUGCAAUGUGAUACGAGAGGAUCCAUCUGCCUCUAAAGAUGUUGAAUCAGUAAAGUCUUCACUCAAAGACUGUAGCUCAGUUUCACACAAGAGAAAAGACAAACGUGCUCCCAGUGCUGAGACUUUUCACUCAGAAACUGAGAUGUUGCUUUCAGACAUUAUCGUUAAAAGCAAAAAGGUCAGACGAAAACUUCAUAAUCCAAUUGAGGAUUUCUAUGACCUCUCAGUUUAGGUGAAUGGUAGACAAAGUGAUGGGGUUGAUUGAUUUGAGUUUUAAAAUAAUUCUGGAUACCCUAACACACAAAAUGACUGAUACAUUACAUGUCAUUUUUCUUUUCUUUUUUCUUUUUUUUUUAGAGACAAAUGCAUCGGACACUUUCUCUAUCGAUUACAUGGACAAUGUUUUCAGUUCGAAGCUGUGACAAUUUCUGUUUUUUUGGUGUUUUGUAUCGAAGCAUUUCACCUUUUUGGUGUUACAAUAAACUUGUAAAGGAUUAA
Molecule: messenger RNA, 2278 nt
Organism: Gymnodraco acuticeps
Lineage: Eukaryota; Metazoa; Chordata; Actinopteri; Perciformes; Bathydraconidae
Exons: 5
Coding region: 210-2012 (600 amino acids)
Source: RefSeq, a predicted model, not a curated record